Molecule: messenger RNA, 2529 nt
Organism: Hypanus sabinus (Atlantic stingray)
Lineage: Eukaryota; Metazoa; Chordata; Chondrichthyes; Myliobatiformes; Dasyatidae
Gene: polr3c
Product: polymerase (RNA) III (DNA directed) polypeptide C
Exons: 15
Coding region: 214-1833 (539 amino acids)
Biological process (GO): DNA-templated transcription
Cellular component (GO): RNA polymerase III complex
Molecular function (GO): single-stranded DNA binding
Source: RefSeq, a predicted model, not a curated record
GCCAUUUCUGUGCGGGGCAAACGGAGGGAAGACAGUGAAAGACAGGAAGUGCCCGGGCGGAAGUGGGAACCCCGGAGGGGGAAGAGUGUUACACCAACUCAAAGACUGCAGUGUGGUUCAGGUCGGAGGGAGAGUGUGAGCAGUUGGGCCGAGCUGGAAGUGCUCUGAUUGAAUAUGUGGAGCUGAGGUGAAACUCCGGAGCUGUGGACAGAAAUGACUCACCUGGAAUCGCAGAUAUGCUCCCACCUUCUCCAGGCACACUACGGUCAGAUCGUGGCCAAUGUCGGCACACACCUCGUCCGCACCGGCUGCCAACCACUGCGACUCAUCGCCACUGACACCAACACUCCUGUCGACCAGGUUAAGAAAGCCCUCUGCGUCCUCAUCCACCACAACUUCGCCACCUACCGCCUGCACAAGAGAGGAUACGUGGAGUACGAGCUGUUUGGCGCCAACGUGCAGCGCAUCCUGCGUUACCCCCGCUACAUCUACUCAGCCAAGACGCUGUACGGGGACACGGGCGAGCUGAUCGUCGAGGAGCUGCUCCAGAACGGCAAGAUGGCGAUGAGCGCUGUGGUGAAGAAGGUGGCUGACCGGCUGUCCGAGACGAUGGAGGACAAUCAGAGUGUGGAGUACAGUGAAGCCUCUAACACCUUUGUCCGCCUGGUGGAGACGCACUUCCUCCAGAAGUGCGAGACAGUUCCCGAGCUGCCUCCGGGUGAUGGGUCCCGCCCCCCUGCUGUUCCCAUGCUGGUCUCAGACGAGAAGGAGAUGUACACUGUACCGAACCUCGGCCUGAUUGGUCAAGGUAAACGCCGGAGGCAGCCGUCGGGAGAUGGCGGAGAGCCCAGGUCCAAGCGCUCAAAACACGACCGGUGGGACCAGGAGUCUCCCCCCGACGACGGCAUUUACUGGCAGGUGAACUUCGACCGCUUCCACCAGUACUUCCGUGACCAGGCCAUCAUCGCAGCCGUCAGCAGCAAGCUCGACCAGACGAGCAGUGAAAUAGUCAGGACCAUGCUGAGGCUCAGUGAAGUCACCACGUCGUCCAACUCCUCACACACACAACCCCUCUCGUCCAAUGAGAUAUUCCGAGCUUUCCCUUCCGGAUACAACAUCUCCAAACAGGUCCUGGACCAGUACCUCGCGCUGCUGAGCGACGACCCGAUGGAGUUUGUCGGGAAGACCGGGGAGAGCGGUGGUGGAAUGUUUGUAAUCAACCUCCAUCGGGCUCUCGCUUCUCUGGCCUGUGCAACAGUGGAGUCGGUCGUGCAGGAACGGUUCGGCUCGCGGUCGGCCCGGAUAUUCCGGCUCCUGCUUCGGAAGCGGCAUCUGGAGCAGAAGCAGGUGGAGGAUUUUGCCAUGAUCCCAGCGAAGGAGGCGAAGGAGAUGAUGUACCGGAUGUUAUCUGAGAACUUCAUCUCCUUGCAGGAAAUCCCCAAGACACCGGAUCACGCUCCUUCCAGAACCUUCUACCUGUACACCGUCAACUUCCAGGCGACGGUGCGCAUGAUACUGCAGCGCUGCUACAAGACAGUGGUUAACUUGAUCACUCGCCGGGAGCACGAGACUCGAGAGAAUAGGCGGCUGCUGGAGAAAUCCCAGCGAAUCGAGGCCAUCAUGGCGUCGAUGCAGGCAACGGGGGCGGAGGAGGUGCAGCUGCAGGAGAUCGAAGAGAUGAUCACUGCACCCGAGCAACAGCAGCUGGAGACGCUCAAACACAACGUCAACAUGUUGGAUUCAAGUGAGAAUCAGGUGGACGAGACAAUAUUUAUUUUGGAAUCUUACAUCGCCACGACCCGGAUCGAAAAGGAGGCUCCACCAAAACGGUGAGCUGGAGUGGACAAGAAUCACCAUGUCAGACUUCCCUAGCUUGAGUCUGUGCUGGGGCAGAAGGCAGCCCAGUGGCUGGGACAUCUAGCCGAAUCUACCAGCUUAAUAAAAGGACAUUUCUUUUGGUGCGUUGGCCAGCCUUUCAGUAAUGUGUGGACAGUAAUUUGUGCCAAUAAACAAUUUUGAGCACAAGGAGAGUGAAGUCUUUGAAGAGAGGCACUGCCUUGGAAUUCUGGGCUCAAGGCAACAGACACUUGUGCAACACAGCUGGUUGGAAUAUCCAUGGAGAGAAAUGGACUCUAAUGUGUCCAUUCCUGCCAUCUCACUACGACCUUUGAUGCCUUUAUAAUCAAGAACCUAUCAACCGCUGCUUUAAAUAUACCCAAUGACUUGGUCUCUACAGCUGUCUGUGUCAAUGAGCAAUGAAUUCCACAGAUUCACUGCCCUCUGCCUAAAAUUCCUCCAUUUCUGUUCUAAAUUGACAUCCUUGUAUUCUCCCACUUUCCCUUUCUGGCUUCUGCCCCCUUUUCUCAGCCCAAAAAUAUCAACUGUUGCCAGACUUGCUGAGUUCCUCCAGUGUUUUGUGUGUUGUAGGGAUCCAUACCUUGAAAAUGGUUCAUUACAGUCUGUUCAUUAUAGAGCUGUCAGCAGUGCAGGACAAAAUUCACAUCAGAUCUUGAAAUAACAGCAACAUUU